Molecule: messenger RNA, 1550 nt
Organism: Saccostrea cuccullata (small rock oyster)
Lineage: Eukaryota; Metazoa; Mollusca; Bivalvia; Ostreida; Ostreidae
Product: E3 ubiquitin-protein ligase RNF180-like
Exons: 8
Coding region: 224-1414 (396 amino acids)
Biological process (GO): serotonin metabolic process; positive regulation of proteasomal ubiquitin-dependent protein catabolic process; protein polyubiquitination
Cellular component (GO): endoplasmic reticulum membrane
Molecular function (GO): ubiquitin conjugating enzyme binding; metal ion binding; ubiquitin protein ligase activity
Source: RefSeq, a predicted model, not a curated record
AAACAUUGCAAAAGAAUUCCAGAUUUUUAUCACCAAGAGAAACACAUAUUUAAAGUUAUUUAAGAAGAAAGCUUGGUGAAAAAAUACUUUACAGAGUGAAUGACUUAGAUUUUUUUACCAUUUAGAAGUCUACGUCCAAAACACUUUCCGGAAAUGGCUUAUUCAUUUGACUUGCAUCAGUCUUGUGUUCUGGGCAUCGGACGAUAGGUUGACUAAACCCAAGAUGAUACUUUACCGAUGUAGAAAGUGCAGAUGUUGUUUGUUUACGGAAGAAUGUGUUAUUACAGAACAUGGAAAGAAAGAUGAGGUUUGCCCUGCAGCUUGUGUGACAACUCAGUGGUUUGUGUCCUCAGAGUCAGAAAACACACCACAGUGGAUUUAUCAAACAAUAAACCAGGGGUUUUGGAGCAAAGGCAAGUUGUACUGUCCAAAAUGUAAGGGAAGGAUUGGAUCGUUUGACUUCACUUCAGGAAACAAAUGUUAUUGUGAGCAGUUCUUACUCCCUCCUAUUCAUGUUCUGUGUUGUAGAGUGGACCAAAUUUCACAGGUUGGACAACAAGCCAUAACUGUACCACAUGAGAGAAAGCUUUCUACAGUUAAGGACAACACAGAGCUGGAUCAGUCGCCUUCUACCACUGGACCUGAAGCCCCAGAUUUCACAAAGUUACAUACCACUGAAAGAAAAAACAAAAGGCUACGGAAGAGAAGAAUGGUGGUACAUGAAGAACAUGAUGAUGCCAGGGAACAGGCAUAUGUUGUCUGUAGAAAUCAGUUUGAAGUAUUAGAACAUGAAGUAAUAAUAGAAGAAAAUAACCAUGAAGUUGAAGAAGAAAAUAAACAAGAGCAAGAAGUGGAAGCAGAGAACACUGUUGAAAAGUCAUUUUGGGAGCUGCCUGAUGAAUAUCCAGUAUCUGUGGAUGACUGUUGUCCAAUUUGUCUGGAGCUUUAUUGUCUCCCUACAGAAUGUCAUCCUUGUCAUCACAUAUUCUGUAAUUCCUGUCUGCGCAGAUUGGCUCGGGAAAGGCCCUGGAGCACGCUCUGUCCAUUGUGUAGGAAGAUCAUAACGAAAUGUAUCAGAGACAAAGAGCUAGAGUUGAAGCUCGCAGACCUUUAUCCAGAAGAAUACAGGAAAAGAUUUCGUAAGGAACAUAAACUGUGUUCAGACCGCUAUCAUCCCCUCCCUUCCUACAGACACCACACUGUCGGGAGACGUCGGAACAAUGUACUAGAGUUCAACAAGACGUGUGUGGUUUUGUUUGCUGUUUUGCUUGCGAUUAUCUUCUGUAUUACGCCUUUGAUAUCCCUGGGGUUUGUCACGGUUAAAUUAUUGGCGUUUUUUCUAGAUUCCUUGUUUAGUUUUUUGGACUCUGCUCUCACUGUUAUAACUGUGCAUGAUAUUUUACAGCUGUUUUGAAAAUAAAUUUGAUAUUGAACUGUUUUGAUAUAUGCAUGUAUAUAAAUUGUACCAAGUGAGUAAAUUGUUAACUUUUAAUCCUUGGUAAGGUUUCUGUUAUUUGUGAUAAAAUUUGUUAAUUCUAAUUUUGUUAUUU